This is a messenger RNA of Rhododendron vialii, 1932 nucleotides long. RefSeq lists its product as uncharacterized. The transcript has 5 exons. Bases 255 to 1544 code for a protein of 429 amino acids. NCBI's taxonomy places the organism in Eukaryota, Viridiplantae, Streptophyta, Magnoliopsida, Ericales, Ericaceae. The record is from RefSeq and is a predicted model, not a curated record.
CGUUCGGAAUCCCCAACUUGGAUUCCCAAGGCCACUGGUUCCCAAUUGGUUUGUCCUCUCUGUGAAUCGAUAGGAUCACAUAAAUCCCGAUUUACUAAUUUCCCACUAAAUUUGUUUUUCUCUUAUUUUGGGCUGCAAUAACAGCCCCAGAAAUCACAAUUAAAAUAUUGGGAUUUGAGGUGGUAGGUUGGAUAAGCCCACCAAGGAGAGGUUUGGUAUCACAAACUUGUUUUCUGAACUGGGUUUCUCUCAGAAUGGUCAAGCUUUGUUUAAUGGCUUCUUAUGGGUACCCUCUUGGAUUUGCGUCGAACCCAGAGCUGGGGUCUUGCAGGAUCUCCAAGGAUUGUCAACCUCUUUUACCAGGUCCUGGAUCAAGACAUGAAAUGAUAAGGUUGGAUGCCCUAAAUGUGACGCCGCAUCAGAGUGUUGAUCCGUGGAAACCCGUAAGUGGAUUCCCAAAACCUACCCAGCUUGUCAAGGUUGACUCCACCACCACAAAGCCUGUACUUAUCGAUGUGCAAGACAAUCACACAAACUCAAUACUAUUCAGCUUUGGGAUUGUCGAAAUAUGCACUAGAUAUGAGAAAAUCCUGCAGUUCCUCAUGUCUGGGUCGAACGAAGUGCAAGGAGGCGGACUGGAUUUUUCUAUGCUGUCUGAUUUAAUAGGGCUUCAAGCAUUGACGAAUAGCAACAUUCAUCAAAAUGCCUUCACUCCUGAUUUUGGUGCUGGGUUCCAGCCUUCCCUUCUUUACUCCAGUAGUCAAUUUUAUGCCCAGAGAGCUUUCUUGGAUCUUGUUGGGGAUUUGGCCCGUAGAUCAGAUUUUAAGUUUGAUCCAGAUGGCCGAGUCUCAUUCACAGGUAGUAGCACCGAGUUGAAGCAUAUACUUUCAGUUGUUGCAGAGUACCACUCGUCGAAGAACUCAACCCAAUGGAGAAAACAGUCAUUUCUGAUCCCACACUUUGAUAGGUUGGAUUGCAUUGAAACAAAGGCUAAUGUUCACAAGUCUAAUGUGAUGGUUGAAAAUGUGACAUUCACUCCCCUCAAGAGUCCCCGGAAAAGCAAAGUCAAGUCAUCACCAAAUAAGAAAACUAACAAGAAAGCAAGAGAGAGGGAUCUUUACACAAAGAACUACUUCCAUGCAUGUGAGUGCCUGCUCUCAAUAAUGAUUGACAAGAAGCACAGCAAAUCUGCCAUCCUAUCUCUCAAGAAAUUCAGCGGGGAACUACCUGAGCUUCUGAUGCAGUUCUCUGCCAGCAUCGCGGGGACAGGGAUUGCAGUUAUUUUCUCUGUCAUCUGCAAAGUAGCUUAUAGCAGGGUACCUUUCUGUGCAUCCAAACUCUCUAGCACCGGUAUUGGGUUAGGACUUGUUUGGCUUUCAUGGGCAGUGAACAGACUGAGGGAAACAGUUGUUUAUAUCAGCAGAAGUUCAGGAAAAUUGGACGUGAAAGAAGAGGAAAUGAUCACGAAGUUGGACGGAAGCGUUAAAGAUAUUUACUUUAGGGCUGCAACAGUGAUGGCAGUGGCAAUGCUGAGGCUUGCGUGACUACAGAGAGUUAGGGUUUCUGGAAAGACAGAGAUGUGAGAUAAACCUCUUAGACUUGUGAUGAGUGCAAUGUAAAUGUCCUACUGGAGUCCAAGGGUGUUGUUAGACAGAGCUCACGGUAAGCUUGAGGUGAGUUGUAAGUUGCUUUGGUUUGAACGGAAAGUUUUGGGAAAAUGACUCGUAAUUUUGAACCUUAUGAACGACGAAGAAUCCUACCUCAAGUUUCUGAGUGUGAGCUGUGUCUGAUCACCAGUCAAGUCGGUUUUGUGCAGGUCAGCGUUUGCUGAAGGGGAUGUAUAUUGAAGAGUGGUGAGGUGGACUAAUGAAACAUUAACCCUGUAAUAAAUACAAACUAUUUAGGCGUGAAAUCUUUAAGCAUUUUCUUCUA